This is a messenger RNA of Bactrocera dorsalis (oriental fruit fly), 4153 nucleotides long. Its product is annotated as sodium/potassium/calcium exchanger 4. Gene Ontology annotation, cellular component: membrane. NCBI's taxonomy places the organism in Eukaryota, Metazoa, Arthropoda, Insecta, Diptera, Tephritidae. The record is from RefSeq and is a predicted model, not a curated record. Gene Ontology annotation, biological process: calcium ion transmembrane transport; intracellular calcium ion homeostasis. The transcript is spliced from 8 exons. Bases 1695 to 3224 code for a protein of 509 amino acids. Gene Ontology annotation, molecular function: calcium, potassium:sodium antiporter activity; calcium channel activity.
UCCGAAGAUUAUACCGUUACCUCCGACAUCGAUCUAUGUGAAAUUUCCUGAAGAUAUCUGGUAAAAUAAGAAAGUUUUCCAUAUAAGGACUUGAUUUUGAACCUUCAGUUUGUAUGGCAGCUAUAUGAUAUAGUGGUCCGAUAUCGGCGGUUCCAACAAAUGAGCAGAUUUUUGAGGAGAAAAGGACAUGUACCAAAUUUCAGAGCGAUAUCUUGAAAAUUUAGAAACUAUCUUGCGUAUACACAGGCAGACAAAGGACUUCUACUGCGGUGUUUGGUCAAGGUUCGGCUACCGAUGCCGUUUCUUUUAACGAGUUAUCGAUUGAAUCUCCGCUUCAAGCAGCUAUAGCCGCACGUAGUACGGUCAAAGAACUCGCGGUUGUCCAUACAUGGGGUAGGUCACGGAAGAGUUGAUACAAGUCCACAUGGGGUGUUGUGUUCAGAGUUGACCAGCCGCUAAUCAGAAGUUCUAUUAACUGAUCCUGUACGGCCAUUUUAUUGGUGACGUGCUUAUAAUGUACUUGAACACCUGCCAGCCAUUUAUGCAGAGUGUUAUCUUAGCUUACUGAAAUGACGGAUAUUUAUAUAACGGUUUUCGUUGUAGCGUCCCGCGUCGCGCUCUUGAUUCCUACUCAUGGAUAGGUAUUCCCUCAAGGCAGCCUUCAGGUGUUGUGGCUGUUUCAUGCAAGGCGGUAUCUAUUCACCUCGUCACCGGAGAUUCAUAGGAUGUUUCAGUUCUUUUAAGCCAAAUCCUCUUGUCCUACCGCUGAUAUGGUCAAGGAGCUGCUUAGUGCGUACUCACAACUAAUCUAAGAAUUUAGGCCAACAACAGUUCGCCAAGCCCUUGAUGGCCUGAGCUCAGCCAAUCCUUGGUUGAAGUAAGAAUUCUCUGAUAAUUAAUAUGAUUAUCUUCUUCUGUAUUUGUUUUCGAAGAAUCUUUUCGAAUGACAACAGUUCACAAAAUUUCUUAACACCAUUUUUUAACGAACUUGAACUAGUUUCAACGCAACUAACCUUUGGACUCGAAUUCGUCGCAAAAAUCUUGUACAAAAUUACGUUGAAAUUGCAAAAAAGCAAAAAUAAAAUUGGACGUGCACUGUUCAAAAGCCAUAAAAUUCUGACUAAAAUCAAAAUCAGGCAAAAAUCGGGUUAAGUAAGCUCCAACAACAACAGCAAUAACAUGAAAUUAAGCAAAAAGUGAAAUUCGUGAAAUAAGAAAUAAAAUUGAAAUGACACGCAAAAACGGUGUGUUCAAAGUCUAGCGUGAUUUAUUAAACACAACAAACAACAGCAACAAUCACACACACACAGCACUACAGUGAGAUGGCGUAUUAUUCUAGCUACUGUUGUUGUAAAUGUUAUUGUUGUCAUAUGCGUUGGCAGUUGGCCAGAAUUUCCCAGUCAACCUGAAUUGGCACAACGCCAAGCAAGUUCAACAAACUUGUUUGCAGUUGCUAACUGCGAGAGAGCACAAACACAACACCAACAACAGCAAGAGCGAUAGAAGUUUGUUUAUAACAAGCUAAGCUACGAUAGUUGAAGAGGCAAACAAUGCCAAACCAGCAGACGCCCAUUUAAUUGCAAUAAAAAGUGCAGCGGAAAAUGCUUGCAAUUGCCGACUGCGCAUCGCGCACGCGCAACACGUCAAUGCGGGCGUAAUUCACAGCGGGAGUUAUUGAUACGCAAAUAUUUGGAAUGGAGAGAUAUGUUAAAAAAAAUGCUAUUUCAUGGCAAAGAGAAUAUAAUGAAACGUUUCUGGAGCAAACUUUAGAAUAUAUUGAAUAUGUACUACAUCAGCCAUUGGCACGUGAUACACAGCUAUGCGAAGAGGAUACUACCGGUACACCGUUAGAUGAGUUUCCUGAAUUUUUCACGGUGGAGCAAUUACGUCAAGGCUGGGUCGUGUUGCAUGUCUUUGCCGCCGUCUAUUUCUUCAUAUUGCUCGCUAUUAUUUGCAACGACUAUUUCCUGCCCACCGUCGAAUGUAUAUGUGAAGAUUUGAAUUUAUCCAAAGAUGUCGCUGCGGCGACUUUUAUGGCCACCGCCACCUCAAUGCCCGAAUUCUUUACGAAUACGAUAAGUACGCUUAUAACGGAUUCGGAUAUGGGUUUGGGCACCAUUAUCGGUUCGCUGAUGUUCAAUACAUUGGGCGUGGCGGCGUUGGGGGCGUUGGUCGUAAAAAAGCCCGUCCAGCUGGAUUGGUGGCCUAUAGCGCGUGAUUGUGUCAUAUAUAGUUUUAAUACAAUUGUACUCAUUAUACUUGCCUGGGGCGGCUAUGUCAGCUUCACCGAGUCAUGCAUCAUGAUGGGUUUCCUCAUUUUCUAUUAUUUGCUCACGUUUAACAACAACAAAUUUAUGCCAGCCAUACGUGUUUUCGUAGAGGAUAAGAUGAAUUGCUGCAUAUCGAAGCGAUAUGAUUUUACCGAGCCACCAGAGAAUAGCGCUAAGGCGCGACUGCCGCUUAAAAAGGAUCAUCUGGGCGGUGAUGGGCUAUUUGUGAUAAAUUUACCCGAUAAUACCUCAUCGACAGUGAAUUUGACGCAUUCAAAAAGUUAUACUAGCGACGAAAGCGAUGACGUGCCACCGCAACCGCAGCCGCAAAAACUCUUCUCACUGCCACAUGGUGAGACGGCAUUUAGAAAAUUCUGGUGGGCUUUCAUAUUUCCCAUUAAAUUUACACUCACAUUUGUUAUACCCAAUCCCGCCCAUCAUCGUCGCCUCUAUCCACUGUCAUUUGUGAUGUGCAUCAUUGCGAUUGGUCUCAAUGCUUAUAUGAUUGUGUGGAUGUUGACCGCAUUUGGUGUUGCGGUAAAUGUACCUGAAAUAAUUAUGGGACUCACCUUCUUGGCGGCCGGUUCAACUAUGCCCGAGGCGGUUUCCAGCUGUAUUUCAUUGCGCAAUGGUGAAAACGGCAUUGGCGUCUCCAAUUCGCUGGGCGCCAACUCACUUGCCAUCCUACUCUCGCUGGGUGUGCCAUGGUUUAUUAAAAAUUGCAUGAAUUAUGGCAAAACAGAUGGCAGCGCUAUGAUUCAGAUUGCCGCGCAAGGUAUUGAAUUCAACAUUAUCAUUCUGCUACUCUGCACCUUAUCGCUCUUCCUCGUAUUGAGUUUUAGCGGUUAUCGGCUGACGAAACGCGCAGGCAUAGCCUUGAUCGGCGUCUACUUAGUAUUCAUUGUCCUGCAAAUUUUGAUUGAGAUGAAUGUGUUCUUCCCAAAACAAUGCUAGUGAGCAAAAUCGAAAAUUGUAAAAAUGGAUGGAGUAGUGUGUUGUGAACCUAUUUCUAGUAUUUUCUUUUAUAUUUUUGUAAAAAAAACAACAUUUUUUUACGUGAGCUAAUUAAGACUGUUUAGUACUAUAAGUACGAUGUAUAAAAACACCAAAUCUAUUUAAUUACACAAUGCGAAGCCAAAUUUUAGCUGUUGAAUUUUUAGGUUAUGUAAUUUUUAAGUUGUAAAUUUAGUAUAUAAAGCAUUUGCUUACACCGAUUUUAGUUCAUAUUAUUGUAUAAUAUGUAUGUAGAUAUUUUUUUUGUAUUACAAAUUAGCCGAAAAUUGUGCUAUAGCCAAUUAAUUAGUGCCAGAAGUAGAAAUAGGCGGCUGGAAAAUUGUGCGUACGGACACUAUAUAAAACCGUUUCGCAAUAGAAAGGCUAUGUAAACUUGUACUUAAUGAAUAUAUACUCAACUGAGUAAUAAUAUAUAUUAGCUUAUUUAUUAUUAUUAGAUGUUUGUAAUACUAUUGAGUAUAAAGUUGAAGAUAUUGUGCAUGUAAUUAAAAUUUUAACUGCAGGAUUUUGAAUAAUAUAAAAUAAUACGACAGACGUAUCAGCUUAGGCGAUAUAUAGUGCUAAGUAUGCUCAGUAACUUUUUCAUAUUUAAUUGAGUUUUUUAGACGACCAAAAUUAUUUAACUUCAUCUUACCUCGUAAUUUUUCUAAAUUUGAAUCCGGAUUUGAAUUUGCCUAAGCGCUAACAAACAAUAACUUUCGCCGCAACAACCUAUGUAUAUAAAUCUUGAAACUGCUUUCACCAACUGCACACACAAGAGACGACAAACAUUCAUACUAAAAAUGUAAAACAUACAAACAACGAAUUAGCAUGUAAGCAAGUGAUGUAAUAGAAACAGAAAAUAAAUAAUUUUUAAACAAUUACACAAA